Messenger RNA from Neogale vison (American mink), 1723 nucleotides. It is a transcript of the gene ACTL10, whose product is annotated as actin like 10. The transcript has a single exon. Lineage: Eukaryota; Metazoa; Chordata; Mammalia; Carnivora; Mustelidae. The coding region runs from base 1 to 1140 and encodes 379 amino acids. The record is from RefSeq and is a predicted model, not a curated record.
AUGGCUUCGGCGUCCGGAAGCAGGCGGGUCCGCCGGCCGCCCUCGCUGGGCCGCGUGGCGGUGGUGAUAGACCCGGGCUCGGGCUUCAUCAAGGCGGGCUUCGCAGGUGAGCACCAGCCGCGCCUGGUGUUGAAGAGCUCCAGCUGGGACCGGCCCUUGUUGCCCGCUGUGCUGGGCUGCGAGCGGAUGGGUGGUGUGACGCGGGCGCACCCCAUCAAGCACGGCUUGGUAGUGGACUGGGAGGCCCUGGAGGGGCUGUGGGAGCGCCUGCUGGUGGGCGGCCUGCGGGUGUGCCCAGAGCAGUGGCCCGUGCUAGUGAGUGAUUCGCCGUCAGCGCCGCCCGUGGGCCGCGAGAGGAUAGCCGAGCUGCUGUUCGAGGCCUUGGCAGUGCCCGCGUGCCACAUGGCCAGCACAGCAUUGCUGGCGCUCUGCUCCACCGGCGCCUUCAGCGGGCUGGCCGUGGAGGCAGGCGCGGGCGUGUGCCACGCCACACCCAUCUAUGCAGGACACUCAUGGCACGAGGCCACGUUCCGGCUGGACGUGGCAGGCAGCACCCUGUCUCGCUACUUGCGGGACCUGCUGGAGGCAGCAUGCCCCCACCUACAGCUGCGGUCCCUGCCCCGAAAGGCCAUCACGCAGCUCAAGAAACGCUGCUGUUAUGUGUCCCUGGACUUUGAGGGUGACCUUCAUAACCAGGACCGCCAGCAUCCGGUCAGUGUCUGCUUAGGCAACGGUUCCCGUGUCUGUCUCAGCAGCGAGCGCUUCCGCUGCCCAGAACCCAUUUUCCAGCCAAGUCUACUAGGCCAGGCCAGGCCAGGACUGCCUGCACUGGUCUUCCGGGCGCUGCAGAAGGUUCCCAUAACACUACGGAAGCGACUGGCUGAUACCGUGGUGCUGGCUGGUGGCUCCACACUUUUCCCUGGCUUCACUGAGCGCCUAGAAAUGGAGCUGGAGGCGCAGUGCCGGAGGCAUGGCUAUGGGGCCCUGAGGCCUUGCUUGGUGGCCAAGCCUGGGCGUGGCACAGCAGUAUGGACAGGUGGCUCCAUGGUAGCCUCCUUGCACUCCUUCCAAUGUCGCUGGAUAACCCGGGCCAUGUACCAGGAGUGUGGCUCCAGGCUGGUGCACGAAGUGUUCAACUGAGUCACUGGAGGGGAGGUGUCACACGAGGGGCAGCAGGAGCAGAGGCUUGACGGGCUGAGCUAUCAGAGGCAUUGAGUUCCAGAUAAAAGUCUCAAGUGAUCAGAGCUGGCAGUGUCAUCAUGUGCUGACGGGUUGUCCCUAAUCCCUACUGAGCCAGCAGGAGGUGGUCCGGACCCCUAGGACCCUCACUUCAACCUGCAGUUUCAGUCUACCCUAACCAGUGCUAGUUCAGAGAAUACCCGUUCAGGUGCCUACUCCCGGGGCCCGGUUUCCAUGGCAACAGGAAGGCAACACUCCCACCUGUGUCCAGGCCACAGAUACAGAAAUUAUUACAAGUCAUCCCCUCACCCUGUAUAAUUUGGAUUCCCAUCUUAUGCCAAGCCUCAAGGGUGACCCUUUGAAAACUGACAAAAUCCCAUGUGGAAGCAACCAGAAAAGGAAGCUCUGUCUUCAGCUGAUCAUUGACUCACUGAGGGCCUCAGUUUCCCCUUCUGUAAAAAGUGGGGUCAGGCACAAUCCUGGAUCUUCUCCAUCUUCCCUCCUUGCCUUGUAAUUAAGAGCCACAGGACAAAGGGGGUGGAGA